This is a messenger RNA of Phacochoerus africanus (Common warthog), 7763 nucleotides long. RefSeq names its product ankyrin repeat domain 28 (gene ANKRD28). Gene Ontology annotation, biological process: regulation of cardiac muscle contraction; positive regulation of transcription by RNA polymerase II; protein localization to T-tubule. Gene Ontology annotation, molecular function: transcription cis-regulatory region binding; protein binding. Lineage: Eukaryota; Metazoa; Chordata; Mammalia; Artiodactyla; Suidae. The record is from RefSeq and is a predicted model, not a curated record. The coding region runs from base 1487 to 4738 and encodes 1083 amino acids. The transcript is spliced from 28 exons. Gene Ontology annotation, cellular component: T-tubule; ciliary inversin compartment; nucleus.
GCAUGAACCUUCUAAUUGUGAAGGCUGUCCAAAUGCACUAUUUUUUUCUCCUGCUAGAGGAAGUUACAUCCCGAGCAGUAGCUCAGCUCUCUGGUAAGUGUAACAUGUGAGCAUUACUAGGCAUUUCAUCCUGCAGUUCUGCAGUCUUUGCUCUUCAGACUGUUGCUCAGUUGGAAUGCUUCUGUGGGGCCGAUCCUGGGCUCCUCGAUUUUUCAAGGAUCUACUCAUUUGGUGGUGUCUGUGGCGUUUUGCAAGAUCAUCUGAGGAACAGGAAAGCAUCUAAAAUUGACUGAAAAGGAUAACUGUAGCGGUUUUCACGGUGGAAGGAAACUAUAUUGGCACAGAGGCAGAUGACUGAAUAAAGUAGUUGGCUCAAAGAAGAUGCACAGUCUGCUGUUUUUUUCUCUGAAUGAAGACUAUUUAAUGGAAGCUGUAUUCAUGUGGAGAUCAAAGAAAACAUUGGAGUGAUAAACUACUGGGGUCCCCCCUCCCCUUUUUUUUAAUGAAAAGCCUGAAGCAGUAAUUUGAGCUCAAAUGCCUUGUAAUUCCUUCGCAGCCUGCCUGUUCCAUUAGGAUUCUCUGCUAACACUGUUUUUGCUGGGUGCCUGUGCCCUUUUACUGGAGCACCACAGACAACUGCCUGAUGGAGGAGGAAUGAACGCUGCGCCUCGCUUGUACUGUCCAUGGGAAUAAAGCUAACUGUGUUUCUUCUCUUACAUGGGAUAUCUGGAUUAAUCAAGCCGUAUUCCAGCACCAAGAGUCCUAUUGUCUCUUGUGGUCUGACUCAUCGCAUGUAAAUGUACUGCAGCUUUGCUAUUAAUGCAGACUGUUGUCUUUUUUCUUUCUCAAACACAGUAAGAAUUGUCAACCUCUGAGCAACAUUUUAAGAAUUUGUGUUGAGCUCUUGGAUAUAUUUUUUUCUGGAUAGUAUCUGCAUCAAACCAUUGAAACUGAAGAAAUGAAGAUAAAUUAGAAGUGGAAACAGAAUAGUGAGAUUUUAUUUUUUAUUUUCGAUUAUAAGCAAGGCAGCUACUGGUAACUAUAUGACCUUGCAGGCAAGAGUGAUCAUCUCUGCCACAGCAGUUGUUUCUCAUCUUACUCUGCAGUGUGUGGCAUUGUUAUCCAAUGAUCAAGUCAAUUUCUGUGAAACAGAAAAUGACUAUUUUGGUAGGGGGAAAUAUUUUUAAAUGAGCUUGUACUGCACUGUUUUAGUUGUUGACAUAUUGAUGUGAAAUUUCUUUUAAGUAUUAUAGCAACCCAACAAAAAAAAAAAUAGAAUUUUGUUGUUUUUAGGAAGUUACAAGUUAUGUAGGUAUAAUUUUAAACUUCACUUUUUCCUAUGGUACUUAUUAACUUUAAAAAACCAGCUUCGCUGUUCAGAGAAUGAUUCAGAGUGUUGUACAGAAGAGGAGGAGGAAAAACUACUUGUGCUCUUCCAACUGUGACUUUUAUCACAUAGCUUAGAAUUCAGUUUUUAAAAGAGCGAAUGAGUCGAGUGUGUAUUGUUGUUUUGGAGGAGGUAGAAGAUGAGCCUCCUGCAUUCAUUUCUAAAUUGCCACAGGAAAAUAAAUCCCUACAUUCUUCACCUUCAGGAAAUGUAUUGCCAUCACUGGUGCAAGCUAUAUUUAAUGGAGAUCCUGAUGAAGUUCGAGCACUAAUAUUUAAGAAAGAAGAUGUUAACUUUCAGGACAAUGAAAAGAGAACUCCACUGCAUGCUGCUGCCUAUCUUGGAGAUGCAGAAAUCAUUGAAUUGCUUAUUUUAUCUGGAGCUAGAGUUAAUGCCAAAGACAGCAAAUGGUUGACACCUUUACACAGAGCAGUUGCAUCUUGUAGUGAGGAAGCAGUUCAGGUACUUUUGAAGCAUUCUGCAGACGUUAAUGCUCGAGACAAAAACUGGCAAACUCCAUUACACAUAGCAGCAGCUAAUAAAGCUGUAAAGUGUGCGGAAGCUUUGGUUCCUCUACUGAGUAAUGUAAACGUGUCCGAUCGAGCGGGGAGAACCGCACUGCACCAUGCAGCUUUCAGUGGGCAUGGGGAGAUGGUCAAGCUGCUCUUGUCUAGAGGUGCCAAUAUUAAUGCUUUUGAUAAGAAAGAUAGACGUGCUAUCCACUGGGCCGCAUAUAUGGGUCACAUUGAAGUAGUGAAAUUACUCGUGGCACAUGGAGCUGAGGUGACAUGCAAAGAUAAGAAGUCUUACACACCUCUCCAUGCAGCAGCCUCCAGCGGGAUGAUCAGCGUAGUCAAAUACCUUCUCGAUCUUGGGGUUGAUAUGAAUGAACCAAAUGCCUAUGGAAAUACACCUCUUCAUGUAGCCUGCUAUAAUGGACAAGAUGUUGUCGUGAAUGAACUUAUAGACUGUGGUGCUAAUGUAAAUCAGAAGAAUGAAAAAGGAUUUACUCCUUUGCACUUUGCUGCUGCAUCCACUCAUGGAGCAUUGUGUUUAGAGCUUCUAGUAAGCAAUGGGGCCGAUGUCAAUAUGAAGAGCAAAGAUGGAAAAACCCCACUGCAUAUGACUGCCCUCCACGGUAGAUUCUCCAGAUCACAAACCAUUAUCCAGAGUGGAGCAGUAAUCGACUGUGAGGAUAAGAAUGGUAACACCCCUUUGCACAUAGCAGCGAGGUACGGCCAUGAGCUGCUAAUCAACACUCUCAUUACAAGUGGUGCUGACACUGCAAAGCGUGGCAUACAUGGAAUGUUCCCCCUCCAUUUGGCAGCCUUAAGUGGUUUCUCAGAUUGCUGUAGGAAACUUCUUUCUUCUGGAUUUGAUAUAGAUACUCCAGAUGAUUUUGGCAGGACCUGUCUACAUGCAGCUGCAGCUGGAGGGAAUCUGGAGUGCCUAAACCUUCUGCUGAAUACUGGUGCAGACUUUAACAAAAAGGACAAAUUUGGGAGAUCUCCACUGCACUAUGCUGCUGCCAAUUGCAAUUACCAGUGCCUGUUUGCUCUUGUGGGCUCAGGAGCAAGUGUGAAUGACCUUGAUGAAAGAGGGUGCACACCCCUGCACUAUGCAGCCACGUCAGACACAGAUGGCAAGUGCCUGGAAUACUUACUAAGAAAUGAUGCAAAUCCAGGGAUCCGGGACAAGCAAGGAUACAAUGCAGUUCAUUAUUCAGCUGCGUAUGGUCACCGUCUGUGUCUUCAGCUGAUUGCAAGUGAAACUCCUUUAGAUGUUUUAAUGGAAACCUCGGGAACAGACAUGCUGAGUGAUUCAGACAAUAGAGCAACAAUAAGCCCUUUACACUUGGCUGCAUACCAUGGUCACCAUCAAGCACUAGAAGUGUUGGUACAGUCUUUGUUAGAUCUUGAUGUGAGAAAUAGCAGUGGAAGAACACCCUUGGACCUUGCAGCAUUUAAAGGCCACGUGGAAUGUGUGGAUGUACUCAUUAAUCAGGGAGCUUCAAUCUUAGUCAAAGAUUAUAUUUUGAAGAGAACACCUAUACAUGCAGCAGCAACAAAUGGGCACUCAGAAUGCUUACGACUACUAAUAGGAAAUGCAGAACCACAGAAUGCAGUAGAUAUUCAAGAUGGAAAUGGACAGACUCCACUGAUGCUGUCUGUGCUCAAUGGGCACACGGACUGUGUCUACUCACUGCUGAACAAGGGAGCAAACGUAGAUGCCAAAGAUAAGUGGGGAAGGACGGCAUUGCACAGAGGGGCAGUCACAGGCCAUGAAGAGUGUGUAGAUGCAUUACUUCAACAUGGUGCUAAGUGCUUAUUUCGAGACAGCAAGGGCCGGACACCAAUACACUUGUCAGCUGCUUGUGGUCACAUCGGUGUUCUCGGAGCCCUUUUACAGUCAGCAGCCUCUGUGGAUGCAAAUCCAGCCCUAGUGGACAAUCAUGGAUAUACAGCACUUCACUGGGCGUGCUACAACGGUCAUGAGACGUGUGUAGAACUCCUUUUAGAACAGGAAGUUUUCCAGAAAAUGGAAGGAAAUGCUUUCAGUCCAUUGCAUUGUGCUGUGAUAAAUGACAACGAAGGUGCUGCUGAGAUGUUAAUUGAUACAUUAGGUGCCAGCAUAGUGAAUGCCACAGAUUCAAAAGGAAGAACGCCUCUCCACGCGGCCGCCUUCACAGACCAUGUGGAGUGUUUGCAGCUGCUGCUCAGCCAUAAUGCUCAUGUCAAUUCCGUGGACUCCUCUGGGAAGACACCUCUCAUGAUGGCUGCAGAAAACGGACAAACAAAUACAGUCGAGAUGCUGGUUAGCAGUGCUAGUGCAGAUCUGACUUUACAAGAUAACAGUAAAAACACCGCCCUCCAUUUGGCUUGCAGCAAGGGUCAUGAAACUAGUGCCUUGUUAAUACUGGAAAAGAUAACAGAUAGAAACCUCAUCAAUGCAACCAAUGCAGCUUUGCAAACACCUCUGCAUGUUGCUGCCCGGAACGGGCUAACAAUGGUGGUUCAAGAACUUUUGGGAAAAGGAGCAAGUGUGCUUGCAGUAGAUGAAAAUGGCUAUACCCCAGCCUUGGCCUGUGCCCCCAACAAGGACGUGGCCGACUGCCUAGCUCUCAUUCUGGCCACCAUGAUGCCUGUCUCAUCGAGUAGCCCUUUAUCAUCCUUGACGUUCAGUGCCAUUAACCGUUAUACCAACACCUCGAAAACAGUCAGCUUCGAAGCGCUGCCCAUCAUGAGGAAUGAACCCAGUUCCUACUGCAGUUUCAACAACAUUGGUGGGGAGCAGGAGUACUUAUACACCGAAGUGGAUGAGCUCAAUGACUCCGACUCCGAGACUUACUGAGAGGCUGAGCCGAGGUCUGGGGGGGGAGGUUCUGACACUGACGCUUCAAACUGUGCUUUUUCAGGAAAAAGGCACGCUCUUACUCACGUGCAAAAGCAACCUAUGAGGAAAGAUUGCAGAGUGAGCGAAUAAACUAACUGUGAUGACAUUAGGAAAAAGAGUUUUAAAGGCAAGUUUUACAAAAGGAACUUCUAGAAUCUUGAAAUAGACUUGACCAGAGGAAAACCUUUGAUGUCAGAUUGCUUUGUGGAAUUAUGUAAUUUGGUUUUGCAAUGCCAGGAGUAAUUUGGGACACUGCACCCUAAUCUGUUUACACAAGCAACACUAUGGUGAAAGAAGAGAUGUGGACACUGUAUUUCAAUUUUACCAGUAAAACUACAACUAAAUUUAAGGGCAAUAAAAGUUUGGUACAGUAGGCAUGACAUGCACAGCAAAUUGCCAAAGGACCAAGUAACUCCAGGGUUUUUAAUAGAAUGCCAUUUUGGAAGCUGGAGCGGGUGAAAUGAGACAUUAUCUAAACUAGGAAAAAAAAACAUCUGAAAGCCUUCUAAUACUGUAUUAAACCGUGAGAGAAAGCUGAUGUAUUUUUACAUUUUUUUCUUUUACAUAAGAAUUUUAAAAUUCCAACUUUUAUAAAAUUAGAAUUGAAAACCAGCUGACUGAAUGCAGUCAGGGUGAAAAUAUUUGUGAUGUAAACAUGAGCUAGAUUGGGUUGGGCUGUUGUUGCCCAGUCUUGAAUGGUUUAGGUUUAAAAUUGAGCUAUUUUUGUUGGAAAAUGUAAAGAAUUUCCUAGAAGAAGAAAAUUUCAUGCAAUCAGAAAGUAGAUGAUUUUCACCCUGUUGCAGCUACGUUGUCCUGGGGAGUGGAGUUUUCAACCUCACUGCUUUGGAUGGUACACUUUCCUCACCUGUGUCGUCACCCUUGUGCCUCCACAAUGGAUUGGGGGAUUUCUGUUGUCACUGCUUCGUGAAGAAUCAAAAAGAAAAAAAAAACUCCCUUGUUAUUCAUAAGUUAACAUCAUCAGGUCUCAUAGAAGGCAUUUCUAUAUUGGGCAAGGUUUAAAAUACUAAAGCCUUUAGGUCUUGUUCACAUUUAAAGUAGCAUGUUUGUAUCAUGCUACAGUUUGAGGAAAGAAAAAAUUGCCUGCCGAAUUGGAAGACUGCCUUUUAGAUAACAAAAAGAGAGGGCGAAAAGGCCGAUGUUUAGGCUUUUAAAUAACAAUUUACAUGGCUCUGCUUUUACUGUAACCGUUACUCUCCCAGUGAAAUGAUUUCACAGAUGUAGGGGGUAUUACAGGUCUGGGUAGAGUUCCAUAAAUUUUCACAAAAUGAUACCCAAUUUCAUUUUAUUCUUUUUGUAUUGUGAAACUGGAAACUUUAUGACAUUGUAAAUUAUCAGCUGGUUUUUUCUGAAUAUAAAGUGUGAAAACACAGAACAGUAUUUUGAUCUAUUUGAUAAUUUUGUGGGUUUUUGAAGAAUUAAUGAGCAUGUAAAUAGAAAUAGUGACUGCUUGAAUACUGUAUUUACUUGCACUCUUUCAGUACAUCAAGAUUCCUGUAUAUUUUAGAGUAUAAUAAAACACAGAUGUGAGUUGUAUUUAAUGAAUAAUGUAUUUGUAUCUGUGCAUAUUACCUAAAAAUCUAUAAAGUUUCUAGAGCAUUGACUACUAGAUUUUAAGCAUUUUUUUCUAAAAUAUUUGCAGAAAUUAUAAAUGUAAUCCUCCAUCUUUUCUUUAUAAUAUAAAGAAGUCAUAUUGGACCCUUCCUAAUUAUUAGUGGUAGGAAGGUGAAUAUGCAUUUUAAAGACAGCAGACUACAUUUUCUAUUGUACCUUUUGAAAAAAAAGAAAACUCAAGAGGAUUCUAAAAGUAUACAUACGUGUGCUUUCUCUUUCCUUUUAGGAAUUCUCUUCUGAAUUCCCUGAGGGAAUUUUCUAGAAUCUCAGAAUUGAAACAGACCUGAGGUUCAUGCAGUCUAACCUCUUAACAAAUGCAGGAGUCCCUUCUCCAAGGGUGACCUUUCCACCUUGAACACUUCCAGUGACUCUACCUCACCAAGCAGUCCAUUCAGUUGUUGAGCAGCUCUUAACUGCUAGAAAGGUCUUCUUUAGAUGGAGUCGAAGCCUCCCUCCUGGGAACUUCUGCCCUUGGGCCCAGGUCUGUCCUCCAAGAGAACUCGAACACUGAGAACUCGGCAGGAUGACUUGUGCCCUCUGCCGCGGUCUCUCUUUUACAGGCUGUUUGACUCACCCGCUGAAGUGAUUUCUGGAAGGACUCAUUAGACACGCUGUUGGAUUUAACGCAUCUGAUGAAACCCAAGGUGUAGCUAUAAAGAAACAAGCUGUAUAAUUUAUCCUCACACAUACCGGAAUUCAGAUGUUGGAUCACUUUAUGUAAAUGAUGCUAUGACUGGAAAUAUUUGUGAGGUGGGUUUUCUGAUUGCUUGCCCACUAUUUCAAUGCUUUGUCAUUGCAUUUUUUUAUAGUCCAUCCCCCAGUUUGAUCAGCCAUUUCCUUUGGUCUGCACAUGAUGAGAAAUCUCAAAGUACUUUCCCUGGUAGUAUUUGCACAGCACUGCACAUGAUGACAAAUCUCAGAGUACUGUCCCCGGUAGUAUUUGCACAGCACUAACAUUGUUGGAGUAAGUACAUGGACUGCUUGAAUGAAGGGACACAGCACCACAGUGAGAUCCUUUAUAGUUACACCUUGUAUAUCAAAGGCAUUCAGGCCCUGUUCUAUAAUGGUUUUUGUACUCACACAGAAGAGGGAAGCCUGUUUGCUUUUUUAACUUCUGCAUGAAAGAUGACAUCUGAACUAUCUGAUGUGUAUUAUAAUAAUACCAGCUUCUGCUCUGGAACUACUUUGAGGGCAAUGGUGGUAAUAUAGCAAAUGACCUCCUUUUAACAAGACACUCAACUCAAACAGUGCCAUUUAGUUCAGGAGAUCUCUAAGUAUACCUGUCAAUUUGGGGUUUAAUUUGGCUUAUAUUGGACCUUUUAAAUGAAAUAAAGUUUUUUAAUGCAAUAAA